GCAGUAAAGCUGUUCUAAAAACAGAAUGCACGUAGCAUGCAGCAGGCAACAACAAACUAGCCCUUAGCUGUCAUUUAUAGUUUAUUAAAAUUGUGAAAUGCAAGUAUGUUGCAAUGAUUAAUGAUCACUGCUGCCUACCCUAUGAAAUUUCACUUCUUAUCGGAUCCAAAACCCAGUCAGCUUUGAAUCAGGUUUCAUGUCAGUUAUUUGCUUCUACAAAGGCUCGUCCCAUCAGUAGGAGAAUAAUAUGAAUAUCCUCAUACCUUCAGCCCCAUGAUUAUUUUUUGAUCCACAGGCCAGACUCUCAGGUGUGGCUGCAUUACACUUGGGAAGGAGGAGAGAAUGGUGGCCUAAAGCCAUCUUUGCAUCAGCUCUGGCAACAAGUGAGCAGUUGAGCCGGCUACACUAGCCUUAGGCAGGUUGAGGGUUCUUCUGGCUGAUAAAUCUUUAUUAUUCCUGUUACACCAGCUUUCUGGUGUCCUUUUUGUUACUAGAAAGGAAAUAAACUGGCCAGAAUGGGAGGCAAUAAUCUUACUGGUAGGAGGGGUGGGAGACAUAGGUGAAGAGGCAGGUGACACACAGGAGCUUCAGGGGAUUGAGGGGACAGCAGGAGCUGAGAAGGAGAAAACCAAAGGAUUUACAUUAAUGGCAGCAGGACACCAACUUCUUCCACUUUUGUGCCUAUGCUUCAGAAGAAGAAGGUUUGGACUUUGCAGUCUCAGCACAACUGUUGGCCUGAAAUCUAAAUUACUGCAGUAAUCUAGCAGUUGUUUCAUUGAAGGUUAAAUUGUUUUGGCUUAGUUUCCACUUGGAGUGGAUAGAGUGGACAGGCAGGGUAACAAGAGUGGAUCUGCUGAUACACAGUGGCUGUGUCUACACAAGACGCUGACUGCGAAGUAGCGUCGCAUGGCAGAAACUCUGACACAAUGCUACUGCACAGUAGUCUCAAGCUACUGCUCAGUCAGUGUCACAAAAAAGCCGCUCAUUGGCAAUACUGCACAGUAACUCCGGUUACUGCACAUUUAGUAUUUGUACAGGCCAACAGCUAUAUAAACAAGUACUAAAUGACUGUGUAGUCAGUGGUUUGUGUAGAUGCAGCCAGUUAAUAUCCCUUCACCACCCCCCUUUUAAACAAAUGUGAUUGUUUCAUUUGUCCAUGCCUUAAGACUCAGCUAGGGAAAACAUACAUGAAACCUGCAAGAGAAGUAACUGUACUAUUGAUCAAAGCUUUGGGCUGUGGCUUGUGUUUUAAAGAAACACAACACUGGAUGGGCAGCCUUAUAGAAUAGAAGCUUUUAGACUCAGAAGAGCAGCAACUCUGCAUGCUAGGAGAGCUGGGGCUGGUGGUGGCAUGCCGAGCCAAAUGGCCUCGCGUGCCAUGCUCGGCAUGCAUGCCGGGGGUUGCUGACACCUGCUUUAGACUCAUCUGAGUAUAUGCCUUAACUAUUAUACUCAUAGUUUUUCACUUUCAGUUUUUUGUUUGUAUUUUUAAGGCCUCUCCAGAAUUACCACUUAAUUUUAUGUUAAUAUUUUGUUAGAGUGAAGACACCACGUGGACCUCAAAACAUUUCACAUACUAUGGCUGACCCUAUCCGAUGGGCCAGAUAUCACUGGCAGCAUCUGGUAUCUGCAGAAGGCCGGGAUGGGACUAACAGCAGCAGCAACUCAAGUGACAAGUGCUAUCAGUCAACCAAAACCACUGGCAAACAUAGGAUAGUUAUUCCCUGUUUGGGACACUUUAAAGAAGAGUAUGAAAAGGUAUCAAAAUUGUACAUGAACAACAGAAUACGGACCACAAAGUACACUUUAUUAAACUUCAUACCACGGAACUUGUUUGAACAGUUUCACAGAGCUGCCAAUUUGUAUUUCCUAUUUUUAGUUGUCCUAAACUGGGUCCCACUGGUGGAAGCCUUCCAGAAAGAAAUUACAAUGCUACCUCUAGUUGUGGUUCUCACAAUUAUUGCUGUAAAGGAUGGCCUUGAGGAUUACUCAAAAUACAAGCUAGAUAAACAGAUAAACAAUUUAUUAACAAAAGUAUACAGCAGGAAAGAAAAGAAAUACAUAGAUCAGUGCUGGAAAGAUGUUAAUGUUGGGGACUUCAUUCGACUUUCGUGUAAUGAAAUAAUCCCUGCUGAUAUGGUGCUGUUAUAUUCUACUGAUCCAGACGGGAUCUGUCACAUCGAAACAGCAGGACUUGACGGAGAGACCAAUCUAAAGCAGAGGCAGGUGGUGAGAGGAUUUGCAGAGCAGGUCUCUGAAAUUGACCCAGAAAAGUUUUCAAGUAGAAUAGAGUGCGAAAGUCCCAACAAUGACCUCAGUAGAUUCCGAGGCUAUGUUGAACAUUCAAACAAGGAGAGAGUGGGCCUCAGUAAAGAAAACUUGCUAAUGCGAGGAUGCACAAUCAGAAACACAGAAGCUGUUGUGGGCAUUGUGGUGUAUGCAGGUCAUGAAACCAAAGCAAUGCUAAACAACAGUGGCCCUCGUUACAAACGCAGUAAAUUGGAAAGGAGGCUGAAUACUGAUAUCCUUUGGUGUGUUCUUCUUCUAAUUUUGAUGUGUUUAAUUGGUGCUUUGGGUCAUGGACUUUGGUUAAGUAGCUAUUCAGAGAUGCCUUUUUUUAACAUUCCUGAGCCAGAUGGAAAAUCAACUCCACCAGCACUGGCAGGAUUCUAUAUGUUUUGGACAAUGAUCAUCUUAUUACAGGUUUUGAUCCCUAUUUCUCUAUAUGUUUCCAUUGAAAUUGUCAAAUUGGGGCAAAUCUAUUUAAUUCAGAACGAUAUUGAUUUUUACCAUGAGAAAAUGGAUUCCACUAUUCAGUGUCGAGCACUGAAUAUUGCUGAAGACCUUGGGCAAAUCCAGUACAUUUUCUCUGACAAGACUGGAACCCUCACUGAAAACAAAAUGGUUUUCCGAAGAUGCAGCAUUGCAGGACAUGAAUACUGCCAUGAGGAAAACACCAAGAGGCUGGAAUCCUAUCAAGAGGCUGAUUUAGAAGGUGAGGAUUUAGCAGAUGCUCUGUGUAGCUCCUUGAGCCUCAUGCCAAAACAGAAGGAACACAGCUGCAGGACAGCGAAUGAGCCUUUGAACAGCAAGUCUUCGAAUCAGGCAGCUGCUGGCUGUUCUGCCUCAGAAGGGGAAGAUGGAGCCAGUGACAUUCCACGCUCAAGACAUGUAGCUUUCAGCAGCCCUAUUGAGACUGAUGUGGUACCGGACACACAGCUCUUGGAGAAAUUCAAUCAAAUUUCCUUUAAUUCCUUUGAACAAUCAGAAGAAACUGAUAGAGAGCAGUCUUUGGAGACAAUGUACAUCACCGACUUCUUUCUGGCUCUGGCAAUCUGUAAUACCGUGGUAGUUUCAUCCCCUAACCAACCACGUCAAAAGAUGAGACUUGCUCCGUUAGGUAGAAUUCCUAUUAAAUCCCUUGAGGAAAUAAAACAGAUGUUCCAGAGGUUAUCGGUCCGAAGACUAAGCACAUCACCACUUCCAAGUGCAAAAGAAUCCUCCUUCUCCGAGAGCUCUAAUACUUUUGUGGGCAAACUUUCUAUUUUCAGAGUGAAGCUGGCUUCACCUGCUGCUGAGGUGGUUACCCAGAUGGCUAACGUACCCCAGACUGCUGAUAGGCAGCAAAGCCCCAAAGUACCUCCUCCUGGAGAACAAGAUGCAGUAGAUGUAGCUGCAGGCAGCAAAACCUGUGAUCCUGGACCAUAUCUUGAACAAUGUCCUAUAACUAUCCUCCACUACGAGGCUGAAAGCCCAGAUGAAGCUGCACUGGUUUAUGCUGCCAGAGCUUACAAAUGCACUUUACAGACUAGGACUCCUGAUCAAGUUACUGUGGACCUGGGUGCUUUAGGCUCUUUAACAUUUCAACUUUUGCACAUUCUGCCUUUUGAUUCAGUGAGAAAAAGAAUGUCAGUAGUUGUUAGACAUCCUCUCUCCAACAAAGUGGUGAUAUACACAAAAGGAGCAGACUCAGUCAUUAUGGACUUGUGCAGCGUGCCAACAGAUGUUCAUAGUUCUAAAAUGAAACAAAAGAAAAUUAAGGCGAGAACUCAGAAACAUUUAGAUGAUUAUGCCAGAAGAGGACUGCGCACUUUGUGUAUAGCUAAGAGGGUGAUGAGUGAUGAAGAGUAUGCAGAAUGGUUAAAUAGUCAUUUUUUAGCAGAAACCAGUAUUGACAACAGGGAAGAGCUUCUACUUGAAUCUGCCACAAGGUUGGAGACCAAAUUAACACUCCUUGGUGCCACAGGUAUUGAAGAUCGCCUGCAGGAGGGUGUUCCUGACACUAUAGAGGCAUUACGAAAAGCAGGAAUAAAAAUCUGGAUGCUGACAGGGGAUAAGAAAGAGACAGCUGUCAAUAUAGCAUACGCUUGCAGAUUAUUGGAACCAGAUGACAAAGUCUUCACCCUCAAAUCACAAAAUAAAGAUGCCUGUGCAUUGUUGAUGAACAGUAUUUUAGAAGCUAUUCAAAAAAGCAUUGAUGCCAAAAACAGUCACUGUCCCAAACUUGCAAGUGCAUCUCCAGGAACCUCCACUCCACCUACAGAGUUCAGUGCUGGCCUAGUAAUUGAUGGAAAGACUUUGGAAUACGCGUUGCAUGAGAACCUGCAGAAUAAUUUCCUGGAGCUCACAGAAAAGUGUCGAGCUGUUGUCUGCUGUCGAGCAACACCCCUACAAAAAAGUGAAGUGGUCAGACUCGUGCGAAAUAAUCUGAAAGUGAUGACAUUAGCUGUAGGUGAUGGUGCCAAUGAUGUCAGUAUGAUCCAAAUGGCUGAUACUGGAGUAGGAGUCUCUGGCCAAGAAGGCAUGCAGGCUGUAAUGGCAAGCGAUUUUGCAAUUUCCCAAUUCAAGCACCUUAGGAAGCUGUUGCUUGUCCAUGGUCACUGGUGCUACACCAGGCUGGCCAACAUGAUCCUUUACUUUUUCUACAAGAAUGUGGCCUAUGUGAAUCUACUGUUCUGGUACCAAUUCUUCUGUGGGUUUUCCGGAACAUCAAUGACCGACUAUUGGAUUUUAAUUUUCUUCAACCUCCUCUUCACUUCUGUGCCACCCAUCAUUUAUGGCAUUCUGGAUAAAGAUGUCUCUGCAGAGGUCCUCAUGCAGCUGCCACAGCUUUAUGUGACUGGUCAAAACUCUAUGGCCUACUCACCUUUAACUUUCUGGAUCACCUUGCUGGAUGCCUUUUACCAGAGUAUGGUUUGCUUUUUCGUGCCUUAUUUUGCUUAUUGUGGUUCAGACAUAGAUAUCUUUUCUUUUGGAAACCCUCUAAAUAUAGCAGCCCUCUUCAUAAUAUUGCUUCACCUCCUAAUUGAAAGUAAGACUUUGACUUGGAUACAUGUGACUGUUGUAGUUGGUAGCAUCUUAUUUUACUUUGUUUUUGCACUGACUUUUGGAGCAGCCUGCAAAACCUGCAAUCCACCAUCAAAUCCCUAUUGGAUCAUGCAGAAACACAUGACAGACCCAGUGUUUUUUCUUGUCUGCGUCCUUGCUACUUGUAUUGCUCUGAUGCCCAGGUAUUUGUUCAGAGUUCUCCAAGGGACAUUGUUUCCUUCUCCGAUACUGAGAGCCAAGCACCUUGACAGACUGACCCCUGAGGAGCAGAGGGAAGCAAUUAAACAAUGGAAAGAUGUCUGCGUUGUGGCUCAUAGAGUUGAUUUCCAGGGGACUUCAUUGUGUUCCAGCUCUGUGGAAGAUGCUGCAUCAGAGAAAAGGCAACACCAACAUGUCAGACAUGUUGCCAGUGCCUAAGACACCUUUUUCAGACCAGUCCAAGAGACAGUUUACAAAGGCAGCUUGUUUCCUAUCAGGUAUUCAAGUAUUCAGGAUAAGCCUGGGGACAGCUUGAAUUGCAAGAAAGCUGCACUUUUGAACUCCUAAAAGGAAACCUAUUCAGAAGCAUUUGGAGCUAAUAAUGCCUGUGCCAGAGCUCUGGACUUUCGUUUGGAAAGUGGCAACAUUGAAAUUCCUCUAACCAAAGCAGGUGUGACUUCUGCUUUGUGUGAACAGGAUGUCGGAACAGAUCCUGCAAAGCCAGAAUGUUAACAAUUUAAGAAUCCAAGAAUAAUAACAUCUGUGUUUUGCACUACUUAGGAGUCUGUGUUUUUGCUUUGUUUCCCUCCCAUUAACCCAGGUGAGACACAGAUUGCUUCAGAAGAUUUUUUUUUUAAGUAUGAUAAGUAAUUUGUUGAACAAAGAUAUAAAUGGGUGGAAGCAUUAUACCAAAAUCAGCUCUUAAAAAGCUCGCACCAUCUCUGGUACAUGACAGCGCUUGACACAAGUCCCCUUGUGCUCAUGGGUGUCAGUUCAGUCCCCCUUCGGUUUCCAGUUAGAUCUUUGCCAUGACACAAAGUGGAAAUAAUUAAAAUAAGAUCUUCCCAUUCUACUGAGUCUCCUGCCUGGCCUCAGUCAUGCCAUUGUGGUACGCAGCUCCUUCUCACUAAUGACUGUGGCCAUGAGAGUGUUGCCAACUACCUGCAAAUAUCCCAGGAUCUGGGAAUACCUAAACCUCUCCCUCACCCCUUCAUCACUAAUCCCUGCAAGGCCAUUUUCACCUGUGCCCACAGAAGCAUCUUUCUCUUUUUCAUGUCCUUUCUUCCCUGCUCUCAUCCUCCCAUAACAUCACCUGAGCCCCCUUUUCACCUGGAUCAAGGUUAAUAGCCAGAUAUCUGUUAGUUGGCUGACAGACAUGUUUAUUGUUACGAUUUCUCCCUUAGAGAAAUUAGUUCUAGCAUCAUGCCCUUGACUCCUGCAGAUACCAACUGGAUGACCCCUGGCUUCUGAACCUGAUACUGGCCACGAUGCUGAGGCACAGGCCACACAGCAACCACUGUAAGCCCUUUAACGUCUAUUUAAAAUGGCACAUCCCUGUGAUCUGAGACAUAAGCCUGGAAGCGCUCAGAAAUCAAUGCCUUCACUUCCACACAAGCACUUACAACCAGCAACCUCUUGGGAGGUAUAGGGGAAAGGGUGUGGGUUCCUGCAACUAUUAUUUCAAGAUCUUACAUGGAGAUUAUGUGCUUUUCUGGGUGGAACAGAAUCACAAGCAGAGCUUAAGUGGCUAAAGCAGAUCCCUUCUCAGCAUACACAAAAGGGCACAAAGGAUAGUAGGAUCUAAAAUCUGCAUACGUGUCCCCAAAUGCCACUUACAUGGCUAACUUUAGCUUCAUAAGUACUAGUUACCUGUCUAAAGUGUGGGUGGAUUUCUGCUGUUUUGGGAUUUAUUAAUUUGCUAGCAGGAUAUAUCUAAGCCUGGUGCUGUUCUACAAAAACUGAUUGAAGGAGGUUUCUGAAAAGUUGUUGCGGGGGGGGUCAGGAAAGAUAUCAGUAAUUCUGACUUCCUGUGGCUGGUUGGAGCUUGGAUUGUGGUUGCAGUUUGGUUGGAUUAUGAACAUAAAUAAAUCCUACUCUUCCUGAUCUAUUAAAAAUCCAGCUAGACCAGACUUUAUCUCCCUAGCAUUGUCUGGGAAAGCUUUCCCCAUCGUAUUGUCACUGAUGAAGGCAAUGGUGACAGAUUUCCUGGAAAAUAUUAAUGGAGAUACAUUAAAGGACUCUGCCCCUGCCCCUUCACAGCACCAUCAUAUUGCUAAGAAGGUCCAUCUCCUGUUGCAACUUCAGGAGCCUCUGGGAUUGGCAAAUUAGGAGGACAGUUAUUCUAGAGCAUGGGUGUCAAACUCAUCCAGCCUACUGAAUUGGAGAAGGGGGGCAGUGCCAGUCUGAGACAUGUGUUGCACAUGGUGCCUAUACUGGAGCAGCCCUAUGUGCUGGAUCUGGUACAGACAGCCCAUGUUUGAGGCCAGAUCCACAGUGCAGAGCCAAUCCAGCACAGGCACCCCAAACCAUCCCCAUGCCAUGUACAACCUAUGCUAGACAGACUCUGCGUGCUGCAUGUACUGGUUCCAGCAUAUGCUGCAUUGCAGGAGACAGCACCAUAGGCCAGACUGGAUCCAGCCCACAAGCCAUACUUUUGACACCCCUAGUCCAGAGAAGCUUUCCACUAGCUCCAGCAAACCAAUGUCUUCUUUAAAAAAAAAAAAAUAGGAGCAAUUGUACCUAAAAGCAAACAUGCUCUUAGCUUUAUCUGAUAGACCUUGGUUUUAUGCUUGUUUUCUACCUAUGGCUGAAGACUUUUUUUUAAUAAUAACAUGCUUACCAUUGGAAUAUGUUCUUAUUCAGGAAUGUACAUAAGCAUGUGCACAAGUCAAUCUUUAGUCAAGAGAUCUGAAGUUAAGCACUCAUUUAAGAGCUCUCCUGUGUAAUAACGUUUUCCUGAAUCAUGGUCUAUCAUAAGAACAUUGUUCUACCAUAACAGUGCCCAUUAAUUUGUAUUCUAUUGCCUGAUUUCUCCUUUCCUCCUACACUGACUUGACAUCCUGCACUGUACUGGUCAAUGCCACAUUUCCUUCUCCUUUAGCUAGUUCCCUAUAGCUAGUGAUUUGCUUACCCAGUCUCACUGGCAGCCAUCUAAUCCCUGAAGCCAUCCAUUCUGUUUUCUGCUCUUCUAAAAUAGCAGCUUCUAGUAGACAGCUAGACAGGCUUCUCCUUGAUUCCAGCUGCCUUUACUGUCUCUUGUUUGCAAGAGACAGCCUAGACAUCUAUUGAGGGUGCAGGAAAAGAGGAAUAAAUCCAGCAGCAUGGAGUAGAUUUGGGAAUUAGGUUCCUAAAUAUCUUUUGGGUCCUAGCAAUGGGGCCUGUGGGUAGAAAACUGUGGGCAUAUGUUUCAGCCCAGGCUGACUAAAAUACUGGAUUUUUUUAAAGUACACCAACUCAAAUACCUUCUUAGUUAUUGUUGUGCAGCUUCAUUAUGAGCCAACUCAUGGAGCAAUACAAGGAAUUAUGACAGUCCACUAGCACCUGUUGAAAUAAUUCAAUUCAUUAACUGUAGCUACUAAUAAAUUGUUAGCACUGAGCCCAUUUUCUGUUCUGUUGCCAUCUGAAGGGUUACAUUUGCAAAUUGCCAAGCAUGUGUGUUUAUUUUGUGGGUGUGAGUCUUUUGGGAUGGGGAGGGGGAAGAGCUCUGUCUCUUAACUGAAGCAUGAGUUUUCCACUUCAGUGAUCAACAUUACUUUAUUCCACAUCUUUUAAGGCCUCCAGAAGAAUUUAAACAAACGCUGUGAGGUCUGAGCUAGCUGCUGCUUAUCUGGCAUUUAAGGGUAUUCUAAGUUCAUACAAAUUCAGGUCACCACAUGUUAGUAGUAACAUUUUUUUAACUGCCUUCUCAGAAGGUAGACAGCAAUUAAGAGCAGACCUUUUGAGAAAUGAAUGGGAAAGUGGUGUAAUGGUUAAUUCUGUAGCAAGAAAACAGCAACAAAUCAAAUGAUUAAGCCAAGCAAUGCCUUGAUCCCUUUAAAAAUCUGACCUGCCAUACAGGACACAAAAAAAUUAGAACAGAAAUCUUUUCCAUCAGAUAAGGUUGUUUUUAGCCCAAGACAUUUAGUUCUGUGAUCAGCAUUUAUUGUGAUAAAGGCAAAGAUACAGCAACACACAUGUUAUAAGGAGGCAAAUAUUGGCCUAGAACAACACUUUUGAGACUGCUGAAUGGUAUGAUGGGUGGUAUAGAUAAUGCAAGCUGACAGAAAUGCUACUGAGACCAAAGCAGGCUUGAGUUUCUUGCAAAAAGUAGUCAGUUCAUCCAGCCUUAGAAAGUACAGAUGUGUUUCAAUGUAGUAACAGCAAUUUCAUUUGUAGAAAACAGGGGCUACACAUGUGCUGCCACUGAUACAGCAGAAGCAGACCCCUGGCACCAAGACCCCUGGCAUACGUUAAAGUUAAUCAUGUCUUAAUGUUGUUACCCAGCCACAUGUUAAUGCAAUGAAUAGCUUGAUAAAACAAGAAAUAAGCCACAAAGUUAUUACACAAAAAAUAUUCUAAUAACUUUGUGACUGGUUCCUAUUACAGCAUUAAUUGAACAUGUGGUUAGGCUGGGGCUCCUAGCCCUGGGUGCUUCCCCGUGGCUGCGAGUCCCAUCAGCUGAUCUGGGCUCCCAGCUACCACCAAGGCUAGACACUGUCAGCUGAUGGGGAUCCCAGCCACAGGGGUGUGUGGUGCACCUUCGCAGUUGGGACACCAGAUCAGCUGAUGGGGCUUCUGGCAUGGGCUCCCUGCCAUAGGAGCUUGCUACUUGCCAGUGCAGGGGAAGCUCAGAAUCAUGAUCCUGGGCUCCCCCUGUACUGGCAAUAAGGCAUGUUGGGACUGUAUACUCAAUCCCAGUCACACCUCCUGCCAUGCACAUGUGGUCUGGCAGGAAAUGCCAUUGUGGAGAUUGCACAUUAGAUCCCAUGGUGCCUUUACUUGCAUAUCUGCCAGGGGCCCAAGUCUGAAACUUCUCUUCAUUCCAGGAGCAUACAGUAAAGAUAAGAGCAGGCAGUUGGUCUAACCUCAGAUGGGGAAGUUUAGAACUCAGCAUGGCAAACCAAGCCCCUUAUGUUUAUAGCCACAUAGAAUCAUAGAAGUAGGGUCAGAAGGGACCUUGAUCUUCAAGGCUGACCCCCUGCCUGGGCAGGAGGAAAACUGGGCUCAAAUGACCCC
Messenger RNA from Alligator sinensis (Chinese alligator), 10521 nucleotides. It is a transcript of the gene ATP10D, whose product is annotated as ATPase phospholipid transporting 10D (putative). The record is from RefSeq and is a predicted model, not a curated record. The transcript has 22 exons. Lineage: Eukaryota; Metazoa; Chordata; Crocodylia; Alligatoridae. Gene Ontology annotation, biological process: phospholipid translocation. The coding region runs from base 1579 to 5745 and encodes 1388 amino acids. Gene Ontology annotation, cellular component: plasma membrane. Gene Ontology annotation, molecular function: ATP binding; ATPase-coupled intramembrane lipid carrier activity; ATP hydrolysis activity.